Messenger RNA from Chenopodium quinoa (quinoa), 2885 nucleotides. Its product is annotated as SNF1-related protein kinase catalytic subunit alpha KIN10-like. Gene Ontology annotation, cellular component: cytoplasm. Bases 1289 to 1864 code for a protein of 191 amino acids. The transcript has 6 exons. The record is from RefSeq and is a predicted model, not a curated record. Lineage: Eukaryota; Viridiplantae; Streptophyta; Magnoliopsida; Caryophyllales; Amaranthaceae. Gene Ontology annotation, molecular function: protein serine/threonine kinase activity; ATP binding. Gene Ontology annotation, biological process: intracellular signal transduction; protein phosphorylation.
GUUUAACCUCACAACAUUGACACUAACUCAUUGAAAGACAAAUGACAAGAAUCUAUGUCAAUUUGCCAUUGCUCAACAAAUGCUGAAUUCAAUGACAUACUGAUGUACCAAUGCGUGAUGCAAGGCAAAUGAGCCAAUUUGCUAGUAUCAACGCGUCUAACAUCGCUCAUGACUCAACUCCCCCCACUUAUCAUUUGAUUUAGAUGCCUCAGCUCCCUCAACAUGUUGAGCCAUGCAUGUAAAGCAUCUUUGAUCUGAUCUUCCCCUUAUAAUUAGAGUGUCCAAUUCACCGGAUACAUCAAUAUGUGGAUAUUAUUUUUAUAUUGUAAUACGUGUGCUAAAUUUGAAACACUAUUAAUACCAACAUUAGUAUGAAGCAUGUAUCAAUGUAUCUACAUAUAUAUUCCUUCAAUUUAUUUUCUCUGUAUUGGUUAUUUUAAUUCAUCUUAAUUUAACCUUUUUUUUUUUUGAAAGAAUAACUCAUCUUAACUUAUUUUAACUUUCUUAACUUAUUUUGUUUAAUAUUGUCAAAUAAAAUUAAAUAACGAUGAACAAACCCUAGAGUGUAGUAAGUGCACUAUUACCACCGUUCACCUUUAUUUUUUUUUUCGCAUUUUCCCCACAACCCGUUUCUAUAAGCUUUUUACAAUUUAACUUCAUUUUAUUGACAAACUUAAAUAACAACGUAUCCUUCACCUUACAAUAUUUACCAUCUUCAUUCAACUUUUCUUUUUUUUUCUUACAUCUACCCACAUACUUGUAUUUAAUUAUUUACCCAAUACCCUCUUUUCAAUUGACUAAAUUUCAAUUGAAUACUAAAGGACGUAAAUGCAAAUACAGUGUAAGAACUACGUAGUAUUCUAUAGUACUCAGUGAGAAGAAAGGCCUACUGAAUUAAAAGCUUCACAGAAUCAUAGGUCAACUUGGUCGGGAUUAGUACGUGGUUAUUGUUGGUGGUCAGCGCUGUGGUGGCUGUGUAUCAUCUCCUACACUCUCCACUAUUAUGUUUGCCGGUGAACUCAAGUUUCUCUAUAAUUUUUCUAUAGAAAUUAUAUAAGGUCAAUGAUAAGUCAAUUUUUCUAUAAUAAAAUAUAAACCAACAACUAACAAGUAUGCAUAUCUAGUCAAUAAUCCGUGUUGAAGAAUGUCCGACAAAUCCACAAUAUCUACGCUUCCGGUAAUCAACCGCCAGAUUCUCGCCGGAUUCCACGGCGGUCGUAGGCGGCGAAAUCCCCGACGGCCUGGUUAUAUUAAAGGAGAAACUAGGAUAACUUGAAUUCCGAGGGAAAUGGCAGGACGAGAUGGCAGUGGUGUGGAUGUUAUUUUGCCAAAUUAUAUACUUGGUAAAUCUACUGGCAUUGUGUCAUCUGGCAAGACGAGAACUUCAGAACAUAAAUUGACUGCGCAUGUUGUUACCAUCAAGCGAUUGAACCGGCAGAAGAUAAAAAAUAUGGAAAUGGAAGAGAAAGUGAGAAGAGAGGUGAAUAUUUUGAGAUCAUUCAUGCACCCUCAUAUUAUUCGAGUUUAUGAAGUUGUUGAGACACCAUCAGACUUUUAUGAUGUGAUGGAGCAUGCAAAGUGUGGAGAACUAUUUGAUUACAUUGUGGAAAAGGGUAGGCUGGAAGAGGAUGAAGCACUGAACUUUUUCCAACAGAUAAUAUCAGGAGUAGAGUACUGUCAUGAGAAUAUGGUUGUUCAUCGAGACUUGAAGCCUGAGAACAUUCUAUUGGAUUCACAUCACAACGUAAAAAUAGCAGAUUUUGGUUUGAGCAACAUAAUGCGAGAUGGUCACUUCCUAAAGACCAGUUGCGGAAGCCCAAACUAUGCAGCUCCUGAGUUUACGAUGGAGCAUGAAAGGCAGUGACAAGAUAAAACAGAUAUAAGCAACUUCACAAAUUGGAUUAUAAAAAUUAUGUUAAAAGAACUGCAAUCAAAUUGCUUUCUAGGUAUGUACCUCGUACUGCUUCUUAGACUCUUAGUAUAGGUAUUGUGGAUGAACGUAAUAUUGAUGUCAUUUGAUUUUUAUCAUUGUAGGCUGGGAUUUAUAGGAUGCCAAGUCAUCUAUCACCUGGAGCUAGAGAUCUGAUUUCUAAGAUUCUUGUAGUUGAUCCUAUGAAGAGAAUCAUGAUCCGGGAUAUUCGUCAGCACACAUGGUUUCAAGGUCAUUCUCUAUGCUCCUUAGCCAUGCCACCACCGGAUACUAUGCAACUAGCAAAUAAGGUUUGACCAUAAAAAAUUUCUGCUGCCAAAUUGCACCACAUAUGCUUUUGAACAGUAGUUCUGUGAUGUUUUGAACUGAGACAUUCAGGACUAUCUGCCAGAUUGGAUGCCAUCUUCUUUUGGUGCUUCAAAUUUUGAUAGAACAUCACAAAAUAUGCCUUUGAGGAUUCUUGUACAGCCAUCUAGACAUUCUUCACAAAAUGUGAUUCUUUCCCAUAUUCUGAAAGCACUGCAAAAGCUGAAUGUCUGCUGGAAAAAGAUUGGGCAUUUUAACAUGAAGUGCAAAUGGAUUCCUGGCAUUCUUGGUCAUCAUCAAGUGAUUGUUGAUAACCCAGUACAUAGCUUUGGCGAAGACUCCAGCAUAGGCGCAUAGCUCAACACGGUGCUGCGUUGAGGUCUCCCAAUGCCGUGAUCUUUGGGCCAAUAUAGAGAGGAUAAACUGGUUUAUGCUAGGGUUUUGGGCCAAAAUACGGUCCAGAUCUUUGGGUUUAAAUAAAUUAUCACACUCUUUUGCAAGUGGUCCAAUAAAGAGUCCUCUGUUUUCUUCUGUUUAAGAAACUUUUUAAUAAUGUUAAACCAAAAUUUUACAUAGUAGACAGUUCUGUACCACACUUUAAAAAAAAAAAACAACACUUGUGCAAAAGUAGGAUGGUGCAUGAUAACAA